Messenger RNA from Sinocyclocheilus grahami, 1928 nucleotides. It is a transcript of the gene acad8, whose product is annotated as acyl-CoA dehydrogenase family, member 8. NCBI's taxonomy places the organism in Eukaryota, Metazoa, Chordata, Actinopteri, Cypriniformes, Cyprinidae. The record is from RefSeq and is a predicted model, not a curated record. Bases 12 to 1271 code for a protein of 419 amino acids. Gene Ontology annotation, cellular component: mitochondrion. The transcript is spliced from 11 exons. Gene Ontology annotation, biological process: lipid metabolic process. Gene Ontology annotation, molecular function: flavin adenine dinucleotide binding; acyl-CoA dehydrogenase activity.
ACUGAAUCAACAUGGCGGCGGCUAGGGUGCUCGCAAGAGGUGUCCGAUUGGGUUCAUAUAGCAUCGGUAGAAGUCGCAGUUUAAUAUUUAACACUGUACAGGGACGAGGAAUAGCAGCUUGCAUUGAUCCCUCUAUAGGACUCACAGAUGAACAAAAAGACUUUCAAAAAGUGGCAUUUGACUUUGCUGCCAACGAGAUGGCACCACAUAUGGCAGAAUGGGACCUGAAGGAAAUUUUCCCUGUGGAGGCCAUGAGGAAAGCCGCCCAGCUGGGGUUUGGUGGGAUUUACGUGAACCCUGAUGUUGGGGGGUCCGGACUCUCUCGUCUGGACACCUCUAUCAUAUUUGAGGCUUUAUCCACAGGCUGUGUCAGCACUACCGCAUACAUCAGUAUUCACAACAUGUGUGCCUGGAUGAUAGACACAUUUGGAAACAAUGAGCAGAGGGAGAAAUUCUGUCCUGAUCUGUGCGCUAUGCAGAAGUUUGCCUCGUACUGUCUCACAGAACCUGGUAGUGGGAGUGAUGCCGCUUCACUUCUAACCAGCGCAACACUCCAAGGAGAUCAUUAUAUCCUGAAUGGCUCCAAGGCGUUCAUCAGUGGAGGUGGAGACACAGAUGUUUAUGUGGUGAUGUGCAGGACAGGUGGGAAGGGACCUAAGGGCAUCUCCUGCCUGGUGGUUGAAAAAGGAACCCCUGGACUCAGCUUUGGCAAAAAAGAGAAGAAGGUAGGUUGGAACUCGCAGCCAACCCGGGCCGUGAUAUUUGAGGACUGCGCUGUCCCAGUGAUCAAUCGGCUUGGAGCAGAAGGGGAGGGCUUCAGCAUUGCCAUGAAAGGCCUUAAUGGAGGCAGAAUUAAUAUUGCUUCUUGUUCCCUUGGAGCGGCUCACGCAUCUGUGCUUCUGGCCCGAGAUCACAUGUGUGUGCGGAAACAGUUUGGAGAAACACUAUCGAACAGCCAGUUCCUGCAGUUUAAGCUGGCUGAGAUGGCCACUAAGCUGGUAGCUUCUCGGCUGCUGGUGCGCCAGGCGGCGGUGGCUCUGCAGGAGGGUCGACCGGAGGCGGUCUCGCUCUGCUCAAUGGCCAAACUCUUUGUGACCGAUGAGUGUUUUUCAAUAUGUAACCAGGCCUUACAGAUACAUGGAGGUUAUGGUUACCUAAAGGACUAUGCAGUGCAGCAGUACGUCAGAGACAUUAGAGUACAUCAGAUAUUGGAGGGUACAAAUGAAGUGAUGAGGAUGAUCAUUGCAAGAAGUUUGCUCACUGAGUCAUGAUGCUCAUAAAUGGACUCCUUAACGGGACAAAACCGUUUGUGUCCUCAUUGUCUAAAAUGUUCAUCAGAGAUAUUGGGUUAAGUGACCGUUAUAUAUUUAUAUGUCCCACAUGUGACUAUAGAGAUAACUGCUCUUUCACACUCCUGCGUCUGUUGAGUUUGAUCAUGAGAUGUCGACAGUAUUUUAUGCAGAAAGUGUGUGCCUUAAACUUGUGAAUUAGUAAAUCUAGAUUAUAGUGGUUAUUAUAAAAGCACACUGAGGAAUUUGGUUUGUUUGGGGUCAAAAUACCGUCAGGUUACGAAAUGUAACCUGUAAAGAAAAACUGGCUAUAACAUUAAAGUGAAACAUUUACAAAAGUUACUGAAACAAUUUAGUUGAAAUCAUAUAAUUAAGGCUAAUAAAUCCUCAAAUCUAACCCUUUUAUGUACAUAUAGAUAUCAGAUGAAUUCAAUAUUCAGAACUUACUUUUUAUCACAGACAGCUGUCUUUGUGAGCACAGAAAAUCCUAUCAGUUCAAGUGUGGCUUUAUAUUGUUUGACCUCAUUACACAAUAUGUAUAAAUCUUACCCUCAUGUUGUUUUGAAAAUGACUCUUGAGCUGUUGUGCACCCUGUAAAAUAAAAUAUAAAAGCUGUUUGGUGAAACUUUCCACAAAGGC